AUGGCGGCCGCUGCAGCUCGCCAGUCGGUGGUUAUGCCACCUGCUCCCAACAAGGAGGAUAUUGGAGCAACAUGGGACUAUCUCCAGGCUGGUAUCUCCAAGAUCAUGAUUAACUUACAAGAUGGCAUGGACUUGGCUACGUACAUGGGCAUAUACACUGCUGUGCACAACUUUUGUACUUCUCAGAAGGCCGUCGGGAUGAGCACAUCCGGCGGUAGUCAAGCUCACAGGGGAGGUAAUACGCGCCCUGUAAUAUCUGAUGGCUUUGCACACUUGCUCGGCGAAGAUCUUUACAAGAAGUUGAUGGAGUAUCUUAACAACCACCUCGCAGAACUGCUCGAGCAGUCGAUAGCACAUACCGACGAAGCACUGCUGGCCUUCUACAUCAAGGAAUGGGACCGGUACACCACCGCUGCCAAGUACAUCCAUCAUCUCUUCAGAUACCUGAACCGCCACUGGGUCAAGCGCGAAAUGGACGAGGGCAAAAAGGACACGUACGACGUCUACACCCUACAUUUAAUGCAAUGGCGUACUCAGCUGUUUGAGAAGGUAUCCAAGAAGGUCAUGGAUGCUGUCUUGAAGCUGGUCACGAAGCAGAGAAACGGCGAGACCAUCGAGCAUGGCCAGAUCAAGUCUAUUGUUGAUUCCUUUGUGUCGCUGGGCCUUGACGAACACGAUGCCACCAAGUCGACCCUUGACGUCUACAGAUUUCACUUUGAGAAGCCCUUCAUCGAUGCGACUAAACAAUUCUACCAAGCCGAGUCAAAACAGUUCAUCGCCGAAAACAGCGUGGUUGAGUACAUGAAGAAGGCCGAGACUCGCUUGAACGAGGAAGAGGAGCGUGUUCGUAUGUAUCUGCACUCCGACAUUACCAGCAAACUGCGGGCGACCUGUAACGAGGCGCUCAUUGAAGAGCACCAGACCAUUCUCAGAGACGAGUUUCAGAUCUUGCUGGACAACGAUCGGGAAGACGAUAUGGCGCGUAUGUUCAACCUGCUGAACAGGAUAGCCGGAGGUUUGGAGCCACUGAGACAAAAGUUCGAGACUCACGUGCGAAAUGCUGGUCUCGCCGCUGUCGCCAAGGUGGCCUCUGACGCCGACAAGCUCGAGCCAAAGGUCUAUGUCGAUGCGCUGCUGAGCGUCCACACACAAUACCAAGGCUUGGUCAAGCGCGCUUUCAAUGACGAACCCGAAUUCACUAGAUCAUUGGACAACGCCUGCAGGGAAUUCGUCAACCGCAAUGACAUUUGCAAGGCUGGCUCAAACAAGUCUCCAGAGCUGCUCGCCAAGUACACCGACACACUGCUGAAGAAGAGCGCAACCGGAAUCGAGGAGGCAGAGCUCGACGCCACCUUGACGCAGAUCAUGACUGUCUUCAAAUAUAUUGAGGAUAAGGACGUAUUCCAGAAGUUCUACUCGCGGAUGCUGGCACGACGUCUGGUACACAGCAACUCAUCUUCCGAUGAUGCCGAGACGAGUAUGAUCAGCAAGCUCAAGGAGGCCUGUGGUUUCGAGUACACCAAUAAGCUCCAGCGCAUGUUCCAGGACAUGCAGAUCUCUAAGGAUCUGAACAAUGGCUACAAGGAACACGUCAAGAAGGACGAGAGCGUAUCAAAGCCACUUGACUCGACUUAUUCCAUACUAGGAACGAGCUUCUGGCCCCUGACACCGCCUAACACACAGUUUAACCCACCAGCUGAGAUCCAAGCUGACCUUGACCGUUUCGGCGCAUACUACAAGCAGAAGCAUGAUGGACGUAAAUUGACGUGGUUGUGGCAACUCUGCAAGGGCGAGGUCCGCACGGGCUACUGCAAAAGCUCAAAAACACCUUUCACAUUCCAAGUCAGUGUUUAUCAAAUGGCUAUCUUACUCAUGUUCAACGAAAAGGACGAGCACUCGUAUGAGGACAUCGCUUCCAUCACUGCUUUAACCCCGGAGGCGCUGGAUGGUGCACUCGGCAUCUUGUGCAAGGCCAAAGUUCUUAACCAGAAGCCCGCUGGUUCUAAGCCUGGUCCUGACCACACCUUCUAUCUUAAUUAUGAUUUCAAGAGCAAGAAGAUUCGUGUGAAUCUCAACGUCGGUACGAAGACGGAGCAAAAGCAAGAAGAGGCCGAGACGAACAAGACAAUCGAGGAAGACCGCAAGCUCGUCUUACAGUCCGCUAUUGUUCGUAUCAUGAAGGCUCGCAAGCAGAUGAAGCACAACCAGCUGGUCAGCGAGACGAUCAACCAAAUCAAGUCCAGAUUCGUCCCCAAGGUAGCAGAUAUCAAGAAAUGCAUUGAGAUUCUGCUUGACAAGGAAUACCUUGAACGUCUGGAGGGCGAUGAUCUAGGUUAUCUUGCAUAA
Truncatella angustata is the source of this 2346-nucleotide messenger RNA. Its product is annotated as Cullin family protein. Gene Ontology annotation, molecular function: ubiquitin protein ligase binding. The record is from RefSeq and is a predicted model, not a curated record. Lineage: Eukaryota; Fungi; Ascomycota; Sordariomycetes; Amphisphaeriales; Sporocadaceae. Gene Ontology annotation, cellular component: SCF ubiquitin ligase complex. The coding region runs from base 1 to 2346 and encodes 781 amino acids. The transcript is spliced from 6 exons. Gene Ontology annotation, biological process: protein ubiquitination; SCF-dependent proteasomal ubiquitin-dependent protein catabolic process.